UGUCCAUUUAUCGUCCUUUGUUGCUCCACCCGUCCACUACACCCGGAGCGCCGAUCAGCAGGAACAGUUGACAGAGGUGGAUACCGGGAGGCGAGUGACCGGCGACGGGCCGGCUGGCACGAACGCGGACGGAUUCUACUUAGAUUCGGGAAGAUAUGAUUCCAUUGUGAAGAUGCAGGCGGCAGGAAUUCGGAGCUUCGGAUCGAGGAGCUGAAUGGCACAUGUGUCCAGACGCCAGACGCCGUAGAAAUUCGAGGCUACGUGGGGAGACAGCGAAUGAAUCGCGUGGCGAAUCGGGGGCUCUCAGGUGAAUCUAUCGAGAAUUCGAAUUCCUCGCUUUCGCAGGCCGAGUCGGCGGAAGGCCGGAGAGGCCGAUCCGGGACGCGUCGGCCGAAGACGAAGAAAGCGCACGGACUCACAUGAAUGCUCGUCGUCGUUGUGUCGAAGGAUGGGCGGAGCAUUUCGGGUCGGUGGGCGCCGAAGCCAAGCGCGUCGGAAGUCGUCGUUGAGUUAGGUUCUUGGAAAGGGACAUCAGGGCCCCGUCAAGCCCGGAGCCAAGGGAAAGUAAGCGAUGAUCGAAGACGAGGGACGUGAAUUGCGCAUGGCGACCAUACGGAGCAGGUUGGCGUGGAAUGGGGUAGAGUAGAGCGCUCGUUUCUGCUCAGCAGUCACCGGGAUCUGUGGUGGAUCAGAAGUCACUGGUGCGGGCAGCGAGUGAACGGCAUAUAUUCAUGCUAGGAUUACCACGUGAGCGGAUACGUACAUGCAGAGUCAGUGAGUCCGCUGGCCGCCUGUUUGGCGAGUAAUCGGUUCGAAGGAUGGCGUACAUGACCUUCUCGGACGUACGGGAGGCAGAUAAUUGGCAUUACAGAGGUGAAGGUGCGGCGAAUUUGGUCCUCGCAUAUCAUGGUUGUGAUCCAGCUCUGAUCGGGAAAGUUCUCCGGUUGCGAAAAUUGGUCGGGAACGCGGAAAAGAUAAGUCAUGGAGCCAAGGAGACGCCCGUUCUUCUACCCGAAGAGCAAGUUUUGUGGGCCGAAUGGCCGCGCAUGGCAGCUGCCACCUCCACUGCGGAGCUGAAUCAUGCAUAUAUUGCGGAUGUUCUGCGUCCGUUGUUGGGUGACAAGCAUGUAGAUCCCGGGAGUCUCGUCGAUGUGUCGAGGUCGUUUGUUGAAGCACUGAACCGGAAUAUAGCUCACAGACGCCCCGCGUGGCGAGCCGAAACCGGCUCAUUAAUGGCGUCGAGCGGCAUUGGCCUUCUAAUUUCGGAUCAUUCCAGCUUCUCGAUUCCAAGAGAUAUCCUGAAGGAGUUGCCACCUACAAUCACAGUCGAAAUCAAACCGAAGUGUGGAUUUCUGCCGGUGUCUCCCAUGAUCAAAGAAGAAAACCUCAUCAAGACGACUGUGUGCCGUUUUACCAUGCACCAGACCCUCAAGUUGUUGCAGGGCAAGAUCAAACAUAUCAGCAAGUAUUCGCCACUGGAUCUAUUCUCAGGAAGCGAGAGUGGUAUUUAUGAAGCAAUUUGUGAUCUUUUUAUGACGCCUCAGAAUAACUUACGCAUAUUUAGUAAUGGGACGGAAGUGUUCGGUGAUUUCGAUGAAUUAUCCACUAGCCGGGAGGAUGCCAAAGUAAAGUUAGAGAAUGUCGUAAAGAAUUCUUUUCCCUCAGGGGCUGAAGAACCCGUAGUAGCCUUUCAGAAACUUAUAUCUCAUUUGCUCUUUCGAAGCAAAAUCUUAAAAAAACUGCUGGACGUACAGAAACUUGACUCUAUUGACAUCGAAGGUUCAAUCCAAGCCUAUGAGAAGUUUUUGAAACAUCUGAAAAGCUCAGCUCCUUUCGGAACUCAGGUAAGUCUACUUAAUGGAUCAGUCACUGAUCCAACAGGGUCACCACCUCAGCAAACUAAACCUCUGAAUGGGACUCGACAUGUGAAUGAGUUGAGGAAGUUCACAAAAGUGCCUCACACUUUCGAGGAAUGUCGCACAAUACUUCGCGACUUCCUUAUAUCAGCCACGGCCAAAGACUGUGGUAUUAUGGUCACUUUGCUCCCGGUUGGCCCAAUGAUGACACACGAUAUAUCUCUUCCUGGGUCAAACGUAGUAACAUUUUCCGGCAGACAAUACUUAUACAAGGUUCAUCUUUUGGAUUUGGACGUCAAGCAGCUGAAGAAGCUGCCUCAUUACUUUCAGCUUGACAAAGAAAUAGUAACGGCCUACAGGUCUUGCAGCUUCAUUGACUCCAGUUUUUUCUCCCCUCUACCUGGUUGCGUUGCAAGCCUUGAGAACUCGUAGAUUUACUCGACGGGUCAAAGUCCAAACUUCGAAAUCUGGUGUAGGAUUAAUCACUCCGUUAGUCUCGGUAAGAGAAGAGACGGAUUCUUCUCCAAGUGGUUGCAUAAAGAUCUGGCUCAGCGGAUGUAACUGCCGUUCCCCGUAUGGUCAUCGGCUGAUUUGAAUAUUCAAGUGCGGAUCAUCUUCUAGCGCUUCUUGAACGCUUGAGGUGUUUACCAUGUCGUUUGGAGGGACACAUUUUUCCCACAAGGCGGCUUUAUCAAAUGAUUGCUUAUGGCGAAGGCACCAACUUCAUCCGAAGUAAAGCAAGAACCCUUGUAUCGCUGAAUAUGAGAUUGUGGUUGCUCCAGUGACUGUAGAUUUGCUUGAUGGCG
This is a messenger RNA of Marchantia polymorpha subsp. ruderalis, 2662 nucleotides long. NCBI's taxonomy places the organism in Eukaryota, Viridiplantae, Streptophyta, Marchantiopsida, Marchantiales, Marchantiaceae. The record is from the annotation of a GenBank genome assembly.